AUGGGCAACAUCUUCGGGAACCUGCUGAAGAGCCUGAUCGGCAAGAAGGAGAUGCGCAUCCUGAUGGUGGGGCUGGACGCGGCCGGGAAGACCACCAUCCUCUACAAGCUGAAGCUGGGCGAGAUCGUCACCACCAUCCCCACCAUCGGGUUCAACGUGGAGACUGUCGAGUACAAGAACAUCAGCUUCACUGUGUGGGACGUGGGCGGCCAGGACAAGAUCCGGCCCCUGUGGCGGCACUACUUCCAGAACACCCAGGGGCUGAUCUUCGUGGUGGACAGCAAUGACCGGGAGCGGGUGAACGAGGCGCGCGAGGAGCUGAUGCGGAUGCUGGCCGAGGACGAGCUGCGGGACGCCGUGCUCCUCGUCUUCGCCAACAAGCAGGACCUGCCCAACGCCAUGAACGCGGCGGAGAUCACGGACAAGCUGGGCCUGCAUUCCCUGCGUCACCGCAACUGGUACAUCCAGGCCACGUGCGCCACCAGCGGCGACGGGCUCUACGAAGGCCUGGACUGGCUGGCCAACCAGCUGAAGAACAAGAAGUGA
This is a messenger RNA of Emys orbicularis (European pond turtle), 546 nucleotides long. It is a transcript of the gene ARF3, whose product is annotated as ADP ribosylation factor 3. Gene Ontology annotation, molecular function: GTPase activity; GTP binding. NCBI's taxonomy places the organism in Eukaryota, Metazoa, Chordata, Testudines, Emydidae. The transcript is spliced from 4 exons. Gene Ontology annotation, biological process: vesicle-mediated transport; intracellular protein transport. The record is from RefSeq and is a predicted model, not a curated record. The coding region runs from base 1 to 546 and encodes 181 amino acids. Gene Ontology annotation, cellular component: cytoplasm; plasma membrane.